AGUUCGAAUAGGCAGACCAAGUAGUCAGACCUUGAAAUUGUCCUGACUGACCAUGAGUUUCAGGAAGCGAACUUUCAAGUGGAUACUUUUGGUCCGACUAUUGAUGUGGAGUGCCAUUGCAUACGGCUGCGAUUUGUCUGCAGAAAAAAAGUUUGGCUCCAAGACCUUCUGUUCUUCAUCUAAUAGCAUGAAUUUCAACAACGCUAUUACUACCUGCUCGUCUGGAUAUGUCUUAGCCUCGAUUGAAAACUUUGUUGAUUAUACCGACACAAUGAGGGCUAUUCAGCAUUUUUUUGAGGAUGAGGAACGUGUAUACGUGAGCUUGCAAAACCCCAAUCGGCAGACGUGUGAAUCGGACGAACAAGAUACGUGUAAUAAUCGUUUAAAAGAUGCGAAUGGCAAUAACUUACCAAGCCUGGACCACGUGGCCGAUUUGAAUGGCGAAGAUAGAAUGUGUAUGUUGUACGACACUGACGCAGAAUAUUUCAGAGGAGCCGAUUGCUCUUCGGAGGCCAAGGUCCUUUGUCAAAAAUAUGUUGGACCUAGUGAUUGUGGAAGUGACCAAUCUUACUAUAAUUUGGAAGUAUUUGCUCAACAUCCUCAAGCUCGGUCCAAAUGUCAAGCGCUCGGUUUAAAUUUGGCAACUCCAUUAUCCAUGCAAGACUUGGAUAAGUUAGAUGAUAUCAAUUAUGAUGGUUAGCGAGCAUAUGUUUGCGAGAUACUGUUUCAACUAUGCGUACUAUAAUACACUAUA
Messenger RNA from Tigriopus californicus, 754 nucleotides. RefSeq lists its product as uncharacterized. The coding region runs from base 53 to 700 and encodes 215 amino acids. NCBI's taxonomy places the organism in Eukaryota, Metazoa, Arthropoda, Copepoda, Harpacticoida, Harpacticidae. The transcript is spliced from 4 exons. The record is from RefSeq and is a predicted model, not a curated record.